Oenanthe melanoleuca is the source of this 1569-nucleotide messenger RNA. It is a transcript of the gene CIB3, whose product is annotated as calcium and integrin binding family member 3. The coding region runs from base 535 to 1098 and encodes 187 amino acids. Gene Ontology annotation, molecular function: calcium ion binding. The transcript has 6 exons. The record is from RefSeq and is a predicted model, not a curated record. Lineage: Eukaryota; Metazoa; Chordata; Aves; Passeriformes; Muscicapidae.
GGGACAUGGUAUAGUGGUGACCUUGGCAGUGCUGCAUUAAUGGUUGCACUCCAUGACCUAAAAGGGCUUUUCCAACCUCUACAAUUCUGACUAUACGAAGUGAGAAGGAAAGGAAGAGGGGCUACCAAAUUUCCAUCAUUUGGUGUUAAAUUUUAAAGAAGAAAAACGCUACUAACAUUUUUCAGUUAAUUCACCAUAUGUGAAGACAGGAAAAAGCAGGAUCCACUGGGUCUACCUGCAGCUGAAGAGCACUGAUCAGCAGCCAUUACUUAUUUGGCUAAAUCCUGUAACCUGAGUCUCCGUGGUGCACACAGGAGACGGGUGAAUGCUGCUGGAUAAGAGCCUCAAGCAGCCACACUAAAGAUUUGAUGAAAUGCUCUUAUUAUGAUACUUUGCAGCCUGUAGAAGAUGGUUACCUGAUCCUCUGCUGUACCUGAGCCUCAUUGUUGCAGCUUUUAAUAACUGAAUAUCCAGAGGGCCUCUAAAGGUGCCUUUGAGGAAAGAACUGACCAGAGUCAGUAUUCCCAGCUCAAAAUGGGCAACAAGCAAACCAUUUUCACUCAAGAGCAACUGGAUGCAUAUCAGGACUGCACAUUUUUCACAAGGAAAGAAAUUCUGAGGCUGUUUUACAGGUACCGAGAUCUGGCCCCGCAGCUCGUCCCCCUCGACUACUCUGCCAGCCCAGCCGUGACUCUGCCCUACGAGCUCAUCGGCAGCAUGCCAGAGCUCAAGGACAACCCAUUCCGCCAGCGGAUAGCAGAGGUGUUCUCAGAGCAUGGAGAUGGCAAUAUGACUUUAGAUGAUUUUUUGGACAUGUUUUCUGUGCUAAGUGAAAUGGCUCCCAGAGACCUGAAAGCUUAUUAUGCUUUUAAAAUUUAUGACUUCAACAAUGAUGAUUACAUAUGCAAAUCAGAUCUAGAGAAAACUGUUAACAAAUUAACCCGAAAUGAACUGACCCCGGAAGAAGUCAGCCUUGUGUGCGAAAAGGUGAUUUAUGAGGCUGAUGUGGACAACGAUGGCAAGCUGUCCUUGGCAGAUUUUCAGCGUAUGAUCGUACGAGCUCCAGAUUUCCUCAGCACCUUUCAUAUUCGAAUCUGAAUCUAGUCAACCACGGGGACGGGAGCGCUUCUGGGGCUUUCAACAGCUCUUGAGAUAACCAGCCAUGAAAGCACAAGAUGAGAGGGGCAAAGAGGACAACUUCUGGUAACAGAACCACUCAGAGAACUGUCUUUUGUUUCUCUCUUUCAAGGGAACAAUUAAUUAAUCUCUUCAUCAGGAUUUCCCUGCAAUUUAGCAAAAUGUCUACUCCCCACUCUCAGCUAGAGCAAACCUGGCCUGGACAAUCAGAAGGGAAGUAUUUUUUUUAAAGUUCAGACACCACCAGGUACUAAAGGAACUUGUAUCAAACUAUAACCUCUAAAAAUUCGCCCAAAAAUGUCUUAACCUGUAAAAAAAUCUCUUUAGUUUCCAAAACCUAAGUAACUCCUCUGAUUACUUAUGGUGUUAAUAAACUGUCCAGUGAAUCAAUUCCUGAACUAUUCUCCCACAGUGCAGGAUUUACAAUGAAAA